AAUAAUAAACAUAUAAAUCAUUUAAAUAAAGAAAAUACAAACGAUAUAAAUAAUAAACAUAUAAAUAAUUUAAAUAAAGAACAUAUAGAUGAUGAAGAAAAAAAUGACCUAAAUAAUGUUGAGGAUGAAAAGAAUAAUAGUCAUAAAAAAUUAACAAGUGAAAACGAAUCCCCAAUUGAUUUACAUACAGAUAAUAAUAAAACAAACAAAGACAUAAAUACAACUGAUGAUAAUAAUACAAAUAAACAACCCCCUUUUGAAGAAAAUAAUUUCUUUGAUAAUAAUUUUUCAGAUUUUCAAAAGGCUCAAGAAAAUUCUGACAAACAAAAAAAUAAUAUUUCACUCAAUUCUAUAUAUAAUGAUAUAAAAAACUAUGAACAAGAAUUUUUAAAUAAUUUAAAAAAUGAUCAACAAGUACAAGAAAUAAAUUUAUUAAAUAAGGAUAACACAAAUUUAUUAGAACAAAUAAAUUUUAAUAACAUAGAAUCUAUUUCAAACUUUUUAAAUAAUUAUAAAAAUAAUUCUUCUGAAAAUCAUUUAUUGAAUUCUUGUAUGAAUGAAAAUAUACAGUCAUUUAUAGAAGAAGAAAAAAAAUAUAACAAAAAAAAUAAAAUUAAUAAAAAUUAUAUUAAUCAGUCUAUGUUCUUGAAUUCGUUACAUCCAAAUUUUAGUCAAAAAAUAUGUAAGUCAAUAUUUAAAGAAUAUUCUAAACAAGGACCAAGUCACGAAUCAGGUGAUAAUCCAAGAAAGUAG
Molecule: messenger RNA, 753 nt
Organism: Plasmodium gaboni
Lineage: Eukaryota; Apicomplexa; Aconoidasida; Haemosporida; Plasmodiidae
Exons: 2
Source: RefSeq, a predicted model, not a curated record